AUGUUGAAUCCCAGCAAGUACGGGGACAGUGCCUCGUCCCGUGUCUUGCGUCGCAAUUUUACUUAUGAGGGUAGAUCCGGUUAUAAUGUUGAUGGUUUGCAGCGCCACGGGCCGUCAUAUUUGCAGGAAGUUCGUUAUCACCUCUCGCACACAUUCCCCUUCGAAAGCUGUGUAGGUAUUACGAUGCUCCGAGCAGACUGUGGGUUUCAUACACUGUAUUCUUCUUCCAGAGAGACCGCGAGGGAAGUAGCAUUUGCACUAGCCCAUGGCGAGGAAAAUGCAGAUAUCCAGAGCUGUGUUUCCCGACAGAGCGAUGUUGAACCUUCAGAAAAUAGUGAGUCGGGCGUGCCAAAAUUAUCCGCGCUUGUUUCGGUUUGGCUGAUCAAAGCAUAA
This is a messenger RNA of Eimeria maxima, 393 nucleotides long. RefSeq lists its product as hypothetical. Lineage: Eukaryota; Apicomplexa; Conoidasida; Eucoccidiorida; Eimeriidae. The transcript has 5 exons. The record is from RefSeq and is a predicted model, not a curated record. Bases 1 to 393 code for a protein of 130 amino acids.